Molecule: messenger RNA, 1034 nt
Organism: Telopea speciosissima
Lineage: Eukaryota; Viridiplantae; Streptophyta; Magnoliopsida; Proteales; Proteaceae
Product: dihydrofolate reductase-like
Exons: 7
Coding region: 30-923 (297 amino acids)
Source: RefSeq, a predicted model, not a curated record
GAGAGAGAGAGAGAGAGAGUGAAGAAACAAUGGAAGGUGCAGAAGAAAGGAAGAGAAUGAAGAUACUCUGCCUCCAUGGCUUCCGAACCAGUGGAGGCUUCUUGCAGAAGCAAAUCAGCAAAUGGGAUCCAUGUAUCUUCUCUCACUUUGAUCUGGUGUUCCCAGACGGUAUAUUUCCGGCCGGUGGUAAAUCAGAUAUUGAAGGCAUCUUCCCACCACCUUAUUUUGAGUGGUUCCAAUUCAACAAGGAAUUUACAGAGUACACAAACUUGGAUGAGUGCAUUUCCUACCUUUGUGAAUAUAUUACCACCAAAGGUCCCUUUGAUGGGUUGCUAGGCUUCUCUCAGGGAGCAACACUCUCAGCCCUACUGUUAGGCUAUCAAGCUCAGGGUAAAGUGUUGAAGGAACAUCCACCCAUGAAACUAUUUGUUUCAAUCUCAGGAAGCAAGUUCAGAGAUCCAAGCAUAUGUGAUGUUGCCUAUAAAGAAACCAUCAGGGUCAAAUCAGUUCACUUCAUUGGAGCCAAGGACUGGUUAAAAUUGCCUUCUGAAGAUCUUGCAAAAUCCUUUGAGAACCCAUUGAUUAUAAACCAUCCUCAAGGUCACACUGUUCCAAGAUUAGAUGAGGAGGCAAUCAAGAAGCUAAAAGAUUGGACUGGUGAGAUCCUCCAAAGUAGUGAUAUUUCAGACAAGAGAUUCGAAUUGCAGAAUGGAGAAGCCAAUGUCUUGGAGCAGGCACAGCAAGAAGUUUUUGAAAAUGGAAAGAUUGUGCAUGAGUCAAUUGAGCUAAAAAUCGAGAAUAAGGAAGCUGUGGACACAGAAAAGACCAAGUUAGAGAAAUCUGUUGAGAACAUGAAACCUGAGAAGGAUUCAGUUGAGCCAGAAACUGGUAAGGUUGGACUUGUUUCCCCUGGAAUGGAAUAGGCCUUACGUUUCAACCAGCAAUUGAUGUGAUUUGCUCUUAUGUUGCUGAGUGAUGUAUCGGAGUGCAUGGGGUCUUCAACAUAUAUGAAGAAAUAAUAUUCACCCGAAGAA